AUGGAGUGGCUAGAGCGGAUGCCUGCCGGCAAUCCGGGAGCAUCGUCGUCUGUUCGUGGAUUGCCCGACAAUCCUGCUCAAGGCCGACGUCCUGUUCCCAAUUCCGCAGCCACCUCAAAUGGUCCUCCCCCGCCGCCGCCCCCGAUUCCAAGUCUUCGAAAUACGUCUUCCAACGCGACCUUGUCGGCGUCCAGUCCCAUCACUAGCCCGGCUCAGGUUAUUGGCUUGGCUCGAGAGGCUAUGCAGACGGCCCUGGAGAGCGAGGGUCAGGCUGCUGAGGCUGGUGCUGUCGGCACUGCAUUAAGGGCUGGCGUCACCGUCGAUCUGAGUCGAAAGGGAAUCCAAAAACUACCCGAAGAAGUGAUAGAUAUUGUCAAGGAUCAACUAGAACGGUUAUCGUCGCUCAAGGUCUUGUCUGUGCCCAAGAACCAAAUUCGUGAAUUGCCACUGUGCCUCGCCGAUAUGGGAUCUCUUCAAGUGCUUAAAUUCGAAGGCAACCCCAUUAGCUUCCCACCUAAGGACGCCAUACGACCACAAUCCGGAAGCCCGCCGCAUGAUGGCAUAGUGAGAGAGACCGAAGUCACCGAGGUCGCCGUAACGGCCAUAAUUAAGAAGUUUCUUCGGCAUUAUGCCAUCACGGGACGGAUGGAAAGCGAUGCAACUGGUGAUGAGUCCAGCGAGGGUGGUAUCGACGUACCUCGGUUCCCUUUGAGACGAGCCGCGAGCGGUCGAUUUCCCAUCAAGGUUAAUGGCGCCGACGUACCUGAUAUGCGGUCUCCUAACGGUGCAUCCCGUCCGCCCCCAAUCCCGACGAGGUCGCAUUACCGUGGCUUAUCGCAACAAAGCACUGCGAUGCGUCGGCCGGGCGUUAUGCCUUUAACUAUUGGAAAUGUGAAUGAGAGACUUCGCAGCAACUCCGAGACAUUGCUGCGGUCUGACCGAGGACCGGACGGCCGCAGUCGACGCAUGGGAAUCGUAUCCAGGAAGGCAUCUGAGCUAGGCACUCUAGAUGAGACGCAGGCAAAUAAUCGCUUUAGCCACUACCGUGGCCUGAGCCACGGUUCUGCCAUGCAAGGAACACCCCAGGGUGUCAAGAGUCCGGCGACACCCAGUGACCCAUACCUCCAGCGACCCAUUUAUGUUCGCCGAUUAUCUGUCCUUCCUGAACGUCGACGAGAGUCAAAGAUCUUUGACCCUAUCAUUGAAGCAGCCAAGGGCAUUCUCUACUCCGUCUUUCAGAUUCACCCCAUGAUACAGAUGCUCAUGACCCUGACAAGUGACGGAUCAGCAAAACGGUCAAGCUUAGAGAUCGUCUUCUACAACACCAACUCGCAUGUUGAGGAGCUCGAACAAGAGGUGCAGAGACACGACACCACGCUCCUAGAGAAUGGCCAAUACUCUGCCGUAGAUAAUGAAAACGUGCACCGAGCCUGCCAUACCCUUGUCAGCGCAUACGGCCACGUUUGUACCCUUCUGGCCGAGAACAUUGAUACCUUCGUCAACAACGGAGACGCGCGAUAUAUCCGCACGCUCUUGAUGUUACUCUACAAUAGUAUCAUGGAACUUCGUGUAACUUUAGCCACUGUCGGUGCCUCGCGGCCAGGAUCUCAAUCAUCGAAUCGCAGCAUGCCAGACGCUAGCGAGACGAUAAAACCAUUUCAACGGGAACCUUUUGCGACUCCGACGGCAGAUAGGACUGGACUUUUACGCAAUCGUAAUGGAACCGUCGUUCACAAUCCUGCUGGCCUGCGCGUUGCAACAGACCUCCCGAUUCACUACGCCAAUGGCUCAACUCGGACCGCCAAACUCACCUCGGCAACACCACGGUCAGGCGGAUCCUUUUCUUCUACGGGCAGCCGAGAUCUUGCCAAUGAUUACACGGGAGAGGAUGCACAGUUUGACAAAGUAUUUUUAUCACUACAAAAGUCCACUGACAUAGUCCUCCGCACGCUGCCAAGCUUCCAUGGCCAGCUGCAGGGUGAUUUGAGGACGGCCAUGCAGCGCCGCGCCCCAAUGGCACUUGUCCAGGACUGGAAACAUUUAAUUGCCAUGUGUGGCUAUACCAUACAGCAGACAGAAAUCCUCCGCAACAGACUGUCAUUGAUUAAACUCAACGACCCAAGUGUACGCUCCUACCCCGGAUUUUGGACCUUGUGUAACAACUUUGUCAACUCUUGGUGGUCCUUGAUCACUAAGAUCAAGAAGUCCAUCGAUAGCCUUCCGUUGCCGCCCGAUACAAGGAUGCGAUUGCGACCCAUUCAGCAAUGCAUGAAGGAAACUGGCAACAUAAUCGUACAAUCACCCUGGCACCAUCUCAUGCGAUCCUCUGGGCCUAAUGGGAGUUUGGGCGGUCACUUUUCUCAGAGUGCCUCGCCGACAACCCAGGUUCCGAUUACGCCGCAAAGUGCUGCUCUUGGACCUGCCAUGCAGGCGACCGUUUCUACAACACCGCAUAGCGCCUCGUUCGCCGCGGCAUUCCAUGGCAACGUUUUUGAUCGUGCGGAUGCUCUCAUGGCAAACCCUGGAAUAUCCAUGUCUCGCAGUGGCACAAUGUCGCGAGGUCAUUCUGGGUUCAACUCCCUCUCGUCUAUUUCGUCAAUGUCUUCGGACGGAAUCUCGUCAAUUUCAACACCCUUUAGCCCACCAAAUGGAGGCUUGGGGCUCUCUCGACUAAACGGUGGGAGGUUGGCUUUGUAA
This is a messenger RNA of Metarhizium acridum CQMa 102, 2697 nucleotides long. The record is from RefSeq and is a predicted model, not a curated record. Lineage: Eukaryota; Fungi; Ascomycota; Sordariomycetes; Hypocreales; Clavicipitaceae.